CCUUCUCCUCUGCACACUGCAUCGAGCUUUCUCUGCGGCUGGAAGAAUCUCGCCCGAAUCACGCUGCUCAAGAGAUAACUGCUCCGGUGUUCUGCUCCUACAUCUCCUCCUGCUUUGCCUCCUCUCUCUUGAGUUUGGCAUGGGAGUUUUCACCGUCUCUGGUUCGGCUUCGCGUGGUCCGCUGGGCUUUGAUUUGAGAUUCAAGACGAACAACUCUUAUUCUCUGAGGAAACCGCUUGUUUUAGCCUUCAAAUCGGAUCAACAGAUCGCUCAAAAACCCAAGAGUUCUUCGGCAUUGUCAACUUCGUCAGAACACCUGCCUUUAGCUGUUGAGAGUCUUGAGACUAUUAAUCACCAGCCCAAGAAGAGAAGGGGCAGAAAACCCAGGAAGACAGCCAAUGCAGCUGUUAUUGAUAUUGUGGAAAUCGAUUAUGACGAAGCCGCGGCCGCCCUCGAGAACAUAUAUAAGCUGAGCCCUACCCAUGUUCCUGAUAUGGAACUGGAAGCUCCCCGCGAUCGGAAUAGGCGGAAAAGAAGUAAGAAGGACCAAGGGACUGCUAAUUCAGAGAGUGAUGCCGGUGCAAGUGGCGUCGUCUUUAAUGGGAGGAGGAGGAGUAAGCGCCUAAGCCUAGAGAGUAGGAUUGCUUUGAAGAAUAUCAAGAAAGAAGAGACGACUAGUGGUUCCAAACUGCAGGACAAGAGAGCACGAGAAACAGGGGAUGUUGACAGGCUUCUCAGGGAGCACUCUGCUUCCACUGAUUUAGUCAGCACGGAUUGGAAGAAAAUGAAGAUCCCACCUGUACUUCCUUCUUCCGAGCACACCUGGCUAUUCAAAUUGAUGCAGCCAAUGAAGGCUAUUCUUCAAGUGAAGGAAAACUUGGAGAGGGACCUGGAAAGAACACCCACUGAUGUUGAACUUGCAACAGCCACCAACAUGAGUGUGCCUGAACUUAGGAGACAAUUGCAACUGGGCAAAGCUGCAAGAAACAAGCUUGUCAAGCACAAUCUUCGCCUGGUUUUAUUUGUGAUAAACAAAUAUUAUCAAGAAAUUGCAAGCGGUUCCAAAUUCCAGGAUUUCUGUCAAGCUGGGGCAAAAGGUUUGAUAAUGGCCAUUGAUCGGUUUGAACCAAAACGAGGAUUUCGUCUCUCCACUUAUGGCCUCUUCUGGAUCCGUCAUGCAAUAAUGCGAUCAUUGACCCUGUCAAGCUUUACGCGUGUCUCGUUUGGCUUAGAAUCUGUAAGAUUAGAGAUACAAAGGGCAAAACUAGAACUACUGUUUGAGCUGGAAAGAAUGCCAACCGAAGAAGAGAUAAUAGAAAAGGUUGGGAUUUCAUUUGAAAGAUACCAUGAAGUUAUGCGGGCGUCAAAACAGGUGCUCUCUUUGAAUGCAAGGCACUCCACAACACAAGAGGAGUUCCUAAAGGGAGUAACAGAUAUGGAAGGAGUUGGUUUUGAGAGGCGUAGAUCACCUGCAAUUCUGAGACUUGCUCUUGAUGACGUGUUAGACUCAUUGAAGCCGAAGGAAAGUUUGGUGAUUAGGCAACGAUAUGGACUUGAUGGAAAAGGUGACAGGACACUGGGGGAGAUUGCUGGAAACCUGAGCAUUUCAAGAGAGAUGGUUCGAAAGCAUGAAGUGAAGGCACUCAUGAAGCUUAAGCAUCCAGCUCGAGUCGAUUACCUUCGCAGAUACGUCAUGUAACCACAGUCGCGGCAGCAAUUGCAUGAGUUUUGCACUCUUCACCAACAUCAUGAUCAUCAUACAUCAUGACCUGCUUCAGUCAUGAACCAAGAAGAAGCUUUAUGCCAUGUCAUGUCACGAUACCUGUACAUAUGAAUUUAUACCAGAAAUUCAGUCACGGGCCGAGUCUUUACUCUUGUAUAAUUGAUGCUUAUCCUUAAAAGGAUCUAUGCAUUUGCAAAUAUGUAUCAUAUAUCUUAUGCAGUGAUUAAAAUUUUUCCACAAUUUAUAUAUAUGAUAUGUGAAUUUCAUA
Messenger RNA from Nymphaea colorata (pocket water lily), 1991 nucleotides. RefSeq names its product RNA polymerase sigma factor sigE, chloroplastic/mitochondrial. The transcript has 6 exons. Gene Ontology annotation, molecular function: DNA-binding transcription factor activity. The record is from RefSeq and is a predicted model, not a curated record. Gene Ontology annotation, biological process: regulation of DNA-templated transcription; DNA-templated transcription initiation. Lineage: Eukaryota; Viridiplantae; Streptophyta; Magnoliopsida; Nymphaeales; Nymphaeaceae. The coding region runs from base 140 to 1699 and encodes 519 amino acids.